AUGGAGGACCUGCUCCAGGUCUUCAGCAGCCUGGUAUCAGACCGAGUACGGCACUUCGAGCUUGUGAAGGUUACUAGCAACGCUUCUCAUGCGAAGGCUUACGUGUUGGUCGCCGAUGGAGGGUUACACCUGGUCACUGGUUCACUUAGCAGCACUCUGAAGAGCGGCAGCUUCAAAUAUGAAGCCAUCACGAGUGUCGAACAGAAUGGCAACGUGAUAACGCUUCAAAUCUCGCCAGAUGCUGGAUCUUCGCUGCAAGCGCUUGAGAUGGGAACCCCCCGCCGUACUCAGCUAUACACCAAAAUCAAAAUAGCGCUUCGUGCCCGUUACAUGCUAUCCGAAUAUAAGGAAGAAGAAAACUCUUCCGAUGAAGAGAAUGAUGAAAAUGAUGGCCAAGAGCGUACACUGUUGCCUUUCAAAGGUUACAAAAAGGUGACGUUGACUGGCUACUUUUUCUUCGUUCGGGACACAUUUGAGCACACUUCCUUUACAAGUGGGAGUUUGAUACGGUUACAAGACAUCGGCAGGUGUAUUUCCAUAAAUGUCAAUGUACGGGAUACAAUGCCUCUGAACUCACCUGAGAUGCCAAAACAUCAAGACCUAUACCAGUAUUCUCGCAGUAUCUUGCACGAGCUAGGUACAGCAGAGGUGCUUGUUGAUGGUGUGUAUAACAAACGCAUGAACCUUAACAACGACCUUGCAUCGUGGUCAUGCUACCACUUGUUAGUCCGUACCGACACAUCUCUCGUGGCAUUCUUCAUAUUUCGCCGGAUGUACAUACCUCCAAUGUUUGACAAAUGCCAGGAUAUUUCGAUUCGUUUUUCGGCCUCUUUGCGCAGUCCGGCAAUGUCGCACGUCUCAGCGUUGUACAACGAGAUCAGCACGACCGCCAAUUCUCUCACAGCUGUCGACGAGUACAACAUGUGGUACAAGGACCUCAUUCAGGUCCGUUUGGACAACCUGCGCUUUGACCAUCCGAUGUAUGCAUUUUUGAAGCGACAGGGUGGUGUAGUACCUAGCUACCACAAGCUAAUAAAAGGUUUCACGCUAUCAGUGUUGCGUUUGCUUCCUCCAGAUUUUGUGGAUCCGUAUGUGAUUCAGCAGCUGAAUGACCCAAUGGUCCUCGCCAGCGAUGAUCCCAUGGACUACAUCUAUAACGUUAAGGCCUUAAUGUUUGGAAUUGGAAGCUCCGAGGAGAUUCCUGACCGCAAAGAGCUAAUGAAUCGAUUCGACAUGCGCCUCGCAGAUUACAUCGCACUCUGCAUAGAUGACCUACUUAUGGGUCAUCAUCUUUCACUAGCUAUUUUGACACGGUACCUGAACUGUAUGGAAGACAGCGCCUACAAAAAGAAGUUGCGCAGCGUAACGGCUUACCUCAUACACUUUCGGCCGAUCGACUUUACCAAGGCGUACUCACCUUUACUCUUGGAUAGAAUAAUAGAGUCCUAUUGUGUCGAUAGUGGUGGCUUCAACUGGUCAGGAGUGGUGUUCAAUCAUUAUGCCGCGUCGCGCAUGAUCGAGGAGGGGUUCUUCAUACACCAAUACGCCAAAGAUAUGCGGAAUGCUCACAGUGAGUGGAACCCUUAUGUUAGCUUGGUUAGCGACCUCCUCGAUAAGUACAACGACGACCUCAUAAUGGAACGUGUCUUGAAGAAGUUCCUGGACAUUCCUCAGCCGAUUGACCCGUCAUAUCUGCCUCUUUUGAAGUGUAUGAUUCGUAUGCUGCGGAGAUACUCGAUGAACUACAAGAUUGUUGUGAUCAUUACUUCAAUUUUGACAAAUUUUAGCUUCAACUCAAAAAUUUUCAAGGAUCAUAUGAUCAAGAAUGGCGUUGCCACACUCUUAAUAGAAAACAUGUUAUCGGGUGAGGACCAAAUCGUACUGUCUACACUAAAGCUCAUGAUCAAUAUAACCAAGACCCCUGAUCAUCAGAAUGCGUUUAUCAGUCAUGGUGUCAUGAGCAACUUCAUUGUGAUACUUGAGAAAUAUUAUGCGAAGAAUAUCGAAAUAAUCGCAUUGUCUGCGGCUGUUUUGGGUCAGCUCUUCAACUCUGGUAUUAUGCGAAUGACUUCCAAACAGCUUGAGUACAUCAUAGAUGUGAUGUUAUUUUCUUACCAUAUAGGAGCGCAGGACGUUGGCCAAAUAGGCAUGUUGUUGUUUUGCCUGAAGAAGGCGCCCAAAACGGGUGCUAUGCAUAUCAAGGUAGGACAGCACAUGCUUCGUUCCAUCGUGGUGGACCUUAAGGUGUAUCGUGACGAGGCGUUUGUGGUCAACGCAUUGGAGCUACUGCUAGAAUUAACCGCGCGGGUGCAAAAUUGCAUCGCUAUGCGCCAGCUAGGUGUAUUAGAAGCGGUUGCACAGGUGCCACUAAAUGACACAUCCGUGCAACUUGCAAACAAGUUAAAGGAGCGCAUUGUACGAAGGACUCGUUGUCUGGAGUCUACAGUGUAA
Molecule: messenger RNA, 2451 nt
Organism: Babesia sp. Xinjiang
Lineage: Eukaryota; Apicomplexa; Aconoidasida; Piroplasmida; Babesiidae
Exons: 7
Coding region: 1-2451 (816 amino acids)
Source: RefSeq, a predicted model, not a curated record